UAGGACUGAAUAAUCAUCCAACAUGAUGUGUGGUGGAUUUAAUUGUUUAAGGAAUACUCUGUGUGUGUUGAACAUUCUGUAUAUGCUGGUGAGUUUACUCCUCAUAGCAGUGGUAGGCUGGGGGAAAUGGUUUGGACUGGUCUCCAGUUUCCAAGUAGUUGGUGCCAUUGUUGGAGUGGGAGUAUUUAUGUUCUUUGUGGCUACACUGGGUCUCUAUGGAACUUUGAAGCAUCAUCAAGUCUAUUUGUUCUUUGUAUCCUUUAAAUUAACUAUUUACUAUACACUUACAUUUCAGUACAAUUAUCAGAAAACAUGUGAAUGAGUUUGGUUUUUAUAUGAGAGAGGUUUUUACCUUUACUGUUUACAGUACAUGUUCAUCCUUUUCGUGGUAUUUAUCAUACAAUUUUCAGUGUCCUGUGCAUGCCUGGCCAUCAAUAAAGAACAACAGGAACUGCUUCUGGAGAUUGGAUGGAAUAAAUCUGACUCCAUGCAUUUGGAGAGAACGCUGAACUGUUGUGAUUUUUCUGAGGUCAACUACAAUGAAGCAUGUGAAGCUGCAUGUUUUGAAAAGCAGCUGUGUGAUCCAUGUUCAGUGAUCAUUCAGAGGUAUGCUGAUGAUGCAUUGCGUUUUGUAGGUGGAACCAGUUUGUUCUUUAGUUUCACAGAGAUUCUGUGUCUAUGGCUAACAUACAGAUACAGGAAUCAAAAGGAUCCUCGUUUAAAUACUCGUGCAAGACCUUAACGACAAGAAAUACAGUUUUAAGCUUCUCACUGCUUUAACUACAGACAUACUUGCUAUCUUCAUAUACAUGAUGUUUAUAAAUAUGUAAAGUUUACUCCUAACGAUCCAGUUAACUGCAUAUUUACAACAGUAAAUGAUUGUGUGUGGUUAAGCAAAAUACUAGCUGUUUUUUUAAAAAGUUAUUUUUGUUUGCAUUUGAUAUAAGAUUGUAACAUGGUGUCUGCAGUGAUUAUCAAAAUGCCUACCUAGGGUUUUAAAAUAGGAUGUCUAACAAGCAUUUGGUCAGUUGUUUACAUAAAUUUGUUCCUUUACAUAACAGUCAUGUUUCUUUAGAAAACAUGAAGGUGGAACCAAUCAGCUAGCUGACAAACAUAAUUAAACAACUGUAACUGCUGGGUCAUUGAUAUGAUGUAUUUUUCCUAAAAAAAUGUUAAUUUACUGCAUUGUAAAGAUGCUUUUAUUAUAUAUAUAUAUAUAUGUGUGUGUAUUUUUUUUUUUUAUCACAAAUGUUAGUAAGAACUACAUUAUUAAAUUCUGAGCAGGUUCUUUAAAAGUAGUUAUGUUUCACAUUUAAAGUGAUGUCAAUAAUUUAGUGAUGUGACCCUCAUAAUACACGUCCUUUACACUGAUUCGUUUGCUGUAAAGGAACGUGUUAUUUUGAACUGUGAUGACUAAUUCUGUGGCAAAGCCACAUUACAUAAUUGGCAUCAAAAAUUCACCACCUACAUUUCAGGAGUAAUUCAAAACAAGAUUUCUUUAAACAACUACUUUUAAAAUAUUAGUUAACAGUUUUUUAAACCUUACUUUAACCUUACCUCAUUUCCCCAAGUGUUUCUGAAGGACUUGUAAACCUAAACCAAACAUUGAAAAAGAGGUUUUGUCUCCUUUCUCUCCAGGUACUCAUUAAUGAAUUUUUUUUUAAACUGAAAGUGUAAACUAGUAAUUUUCUUCUAGGUUUCAUAUGUCUUUAAACCUCUUACCUAAUCUCAUAUGUGACCUUUGCACAGGCUCACACCAACAGCAACCACGUGGUUGCACUCUGAACAGGAUAUAAACAGGAACUUCUAGAUCACUUGUUUGGAUAGUGCUGAACUACAACAGUGAGGUCAUACUCAACCAAACACAGAACUGCUAAACUUGUCUGCAAUGCGUACACAUGUUUAUAACACAGAGGAAAAGGUGACUACAGUAUGACCUAGUAGACUUUUAAAGAUAUAAAUUUUUAUAAUAUUACACUUUAUAAUAAUUAAAUUUUAAUAUUACACGAUGCACAGGUUGUCAGUCUUUGAAAAAGUUUCAAAAUAGUCAUACACAUCUUGGCCAAUGAUCACAUGUACAAUCUUGCACUUAACACUGGUAA
Trichomycterus rosablanca is the source of this 2102-nucleotide messenger RNA. RefSeq names its product tetraspanin 13a (gene tspan13a). Bases 371 to 742 code for a protein of 123 amino acids. The transcript is spliced from 5 exons. Lineage: Eukaryota; Metazoa; Chordata; Actinopteri; Siluriformes; Trichomycteridae. The record is from RefSeq and is a predicted model, not a curated record.